CUGGUCCAGAACAGCGGAUCCACUGACGUUGUCAAGCUUCCAUUUUGCCUCACGUUUCCAUUGUUGAGGAUCACGUCGUUCCAAUGAAUCUUCGGUCAGCAAUUGAAACAGUCACCAUGAACCCAAUCCCAAUUCCCGGUCAUAUAUAUAACCCCCCCGACCACAGCCACUUCGGCAAUCCUCCCAGCUGACAAAAUCGUGUCAUCAUACUUUCGUCUUUCUUAUCAGAUCGAUCUAAUCACUGGCCAAUGUGCUGCCGGCAGUCAUGGCGCUUGAAUCCCUCCCAACAGAGCUCCGUAUCCUUGUGAUCCAACAGCUCCCCGAUGUCCAAUCCCUUAAGUCUCUGGUUCACGCCUCCCCGAUCUACUACAACACAUAUGCCCUUUCCAAGAAGAGACUCCUCCAUGACAUCCUCCAACGACAGUAUGGUCUCGUAGACCUGGCCGAGCCAGUGGCCGCCAUUCGCUCUCAAGGUCUCCAUGCCGACGUACCAGCCAACCGAGAUCAGAUUGUCACUCUCCUCGACCGUCGCCGUCGUCAUGGCGAGCUACCAGGUUCCGAAAACGCCCCCGCAGACAUGGAGGAAUGCUUACGUCUCUCCCACUUCUACCGUCACCUUGAACACCUCCUCGACGUCUACUGCGCCCAAGCUUCUUGCCCACCUGGCGUGUCGCAAGAAACAUGGGACCAGAACCGUCCCAUUAAUCCCUCCAACACUGAAAAAGCCCGCAUCAUCCGUGCCCUCUGCCGUCUCCAAACCUACUGCAACAUCUUCGGCGCCCGAGAAUGGAGCGAAGAACACCAACAGACCGACGUAUCCUCCCCCUCACAACCCCGCUUCAAGCGCAGAUCCUCCAGCUGGUACCGCAACUUCAACCUCCAUGAAAUGUGGGGUAUGAUCUUUGGCACCAUGCCCCCCUGGGAGGUCGAAGAAUUCGGCUGUCUCUGGGUCUUCCUCCAACAGCAGUACACGGAGAUCUUUUCCGAGAUUGCCCAGGAGUUCCCACGAAACAGUCACGAAUGGCAAUCUCUCCGACCCACGGUCGACGGCAUGGAACUGUUCCCCAGCGUUGACGGCGAUGGAAGCGACGGUAACGACUACAACGAUUACCGCAACCAUCUGGUCUCCCUGGGCCCAUCCUUCCUUUACAAAGUCCUCCGUCAACCGUCCUACGAGGCACGCCGCAACCUCAUUGCCUGUAAUGCCGUCUCCUCCAAAUCCUCCUUCAUGAUCCUGGUCGAGGUCUCCCGGGACCCUCCGUCCCUCCUGUACCCAGCCGACAAGUACGAAAGCGAAGACAUCGGCAGAACCCUCCCGCUGAUGCCGGCUAUUGAGCAACCUAACAGUGGCUGGAAGCACCACUGGCACGGCUACGGGCCUAUCCACCGCGUCCGGGAAGUGGUCCGCAGCGACAACCUCCAGGAACCGUGGAUUGAGCGGACGAUCGGCAACUCCGCCGGAUGGCAAUGGGGGUACGCGAUCUGGGACGAGGAACGAAAUGCGGCCGGUCACCGCCUAUAAAUUCCGUAGGGAACAGCAAUCGUCUCUUAGAGAGAAAAAAAAAGAAAACAAAAAGGAAUGCAUCAUCCGUGAAUCGAACACGGGCCUCAUCGAUGGCAACGAUGAAUUCUACCACUAGACCAAUGAUGCUGACUGAGCUAUUGGCUCUUGAUGAAGUUUAUUGGGCUCUAAUUGCAUCUGUGGCGUCUUGAUUUUUGGGCUUGCAUAUGGGUUUAGCUGGUUUGACCCAUCAUAGUACGUUUUAAUAUGGAUCAAAAAGUUGUGAUUAUUUCUUGUGGCGGAACAUGAUAUUAUGGAUGAAAAGUGGGGUUUGAAGAUAUCCAGCUUACGAGCUCUUGCUGAAGAUACCAAGGUAGAGCUAGAAUUGAGAAUAUUUCUCGGCAAAAUUGCGAUCUUUAUAUAUAUUCCGUACACACUUUGACUCCGCUACCCCAAAUUGAGAUAAAACAAAACAACACAAUAAUUCAACGAAGUCAGCUGAUUAUCCGGUAUUCUGUCAUAUCACAAUAAAAUUACAGUUGCUUAUAGAUAUGCACAGAGUGUAAGCCAACACCCAAAGUAACCACCCCUUGACCGGACAGAACGCCCCAUGACAGGAUAUAUGGCAUCAUUUCUUACUAGUACGAUAUCCUACAUGUCAUGAUUGUCC
Molecule: messenger RNA, 2171 nt
Organism: Aspergillus pseudonomiae
Lineage: Eukaryota; Fungi; Ascomycota; Eurotiomycetes; Eurotiales; Aspergillaceae
Exons: 2
Coding region: 266-1522 (418 amino acids)
Source: RefSeq, a predicted model, not a curated record